Molecule: messenger RNA, 3439 nt
Organism: Austrofundulus limnaeus
Lineage: Eukaryota; Metazoa; Chordata; Actinopteri; Cyprinodontiformes; Rivulidae
Gene: phkb
Product: phosphorylase kinase, beta
Biological process (GO): glycogen metabolic process
Cellular component (GO): phosphorylase kinase complex
Molecular function (GO): calmodulin binding
Source: RefSeq, a predicted model, not a curated record
AACACAGAUGCCGCCUUGCUUCCAACCAUCAGUUAUCCUGCCUUUGCAGUCGACGAUGAUGCUCUCUACACUCAAACACUCGACAAGAUUGUCCGUAAACUAUGGGGCAAGUAUGGAUUUAAACGGUUCCUCCGUGAUGGCUACCGCACUGCAAACGAAGACAAGAAUCGGCGCUACUACAAACCUGCUGAAAUGAAGCUUUUUGAUGGAAUCGAGUGCGAGUUUCCCAUGUUUUUCAUCUACAUGAUGAUUGACGGGGUGUUCAGAGGAAAUAAGGCACAGGUCAAAGAAUACCAGGACCUCCUUGAACCCAUCAUCUUCUGGUCUUAUGAGGGUCAUGCUGUGAUUCCCAAAUACUACUAUGUACCAGCUGAUUUUGUGGAGGCCGAGCAGAACAAACAUGGGAGCCAGAAGCGUUUCCCAAGCAACUCGGGCCGAGACGGCAAGAUGUUCUUAUGGGGUCAGGCUAUGUACUACAUCGCCAAGCUUCUAGUGGAUGAGCUAAUCAGCCCCAAAGACAUUGAUCCCAUCCAUCGAUAUGUGCCGCGGCAGGAUCAACGCAAUGUCAGCAUGCGCUACUCGAACCAGGGUCCCAUAGAGAAUGAUGUUGUGAUUCAUGUGUCCCUGAUAGCUGAGAGCCAGAGACUGCAGGUGUUUUUGAACACCUAUGGCAUUCAGACCCAGACGCCUCAGCAAGUCGAGCCAAUUCAAAUCUGGCCACAGAAGGAGCUGGUCAAGGCGUACCGUUUUCUAGCCAUCAAUAAGAAGCUGGGGUUGAGUGGGCGUCCGGACAGACCUGUGGGCUGCAUCGGAACCUGYAAGAUUUAUCGUAUCCUGGGAAAGACAGUGGUGUGCUAUCCAAUAGUGUUUGAUCUAAGUGACUUUUACUUGUCACAAGAUGUAAUGCUGCUGAUUGAUGACAUUAAGAAUGCCCUGCAGUUCAUCAAACAGUGCUGGAAGAUGCAGGGACGUCCCCUCUUCCUGGUUCUCAUCCGUGAGGAUAACAUCAAAGGGAGUCGCUUCAACCCCGUCUUGGACAUGCUGGCCUCGUUCAAGAAGGGCGUCAUUGGAGGAGUCAAAGUUCACGCAGACAGACUGCAGACGCUGAUAUCUGGGGCAUUUGUGGAGCAGUUGGACUUUCUGCGUGUCAAUGAAGCAGAAAUCCCAGAAUUUAAGAGCUUCGAGGAGCUGGAGCUGCCAAAGCACUCAAAGGUGAAGAGACAGACGAGCACGCCGAACGCCUCCGACCUGGAGCAGCARCCGGAGAUCAGCGUGGAGGAGUGGCAGAACAAACCCACCCAUGAGAUCCUGCAGAAGUUUCAUGAGUGUGACUGCUUAGCCAGUCAGGCUCAACUUGCCAGCAUCCUUCUUAGAAGAGAAGGGCCUGACUUUCUUGCCAAAGACGAGAACCUGAUGGACGAACUGGAGAGAAUCUACAGAAGAGCUGGCAGCAGAAAACUUUGGUCUGUUGUCCGUCUUGCUGCCAGUCUCUUAACUAAGCUAGUGGAUAGCCUUGCCCCCAGUAUUACUAGUAUUUUAGUACAAGGCAAGCAGGUGACCCUUGGUCUAUUUGGCCACGAGGAGGCAGUGAUCUCCAACCCCCUGUCUCCAGGAGUCAUCCAGGGCAUCAUUUACAGCAAGUGCUCUCCUCAUGGAGGAGAGAGGGAAGCUGUCCUCCAGCAGGAGCUGGUCAUCCACAUCGGAUGGAUUAUCUCCAACAACCCUGAGCUGUUCAGCGGCAUGCUCAAAAUCAGAGUCGGCUGGAUCGUUCAGGCCAUGAAACAUGAGCUGAAGAUCCGAGCUGGAGACAUGCCCCCUCAGGACAUCUACCAGCUGUCUCCCAGCGACAUCAAGCAGCUCCUGCUGGACGUCCUGCAGCUGCAACACACCGCCAGGUCUUGGCUGAACAGACGUCAGAUUGACGGCUCUCUGAACAGAACCCCUCUGGGCUUUUAUGACCGUGUGUGGCAGAUCCUGGAGAGGACUCCCAAUGGAAUUGUGGUUGCUGGGACUCACCUCCCACAGCAACCUACGCUCUCUGACAUGACUAUGUAUGAGAUGAACUUCUCCCUGCUGGUGGAGGACACGCUGAAGAACAUCAUUCUGCCUGAGUACAGACAAAUCAUUGUGGAGUUGCUGAUGGUGGUGGCCAUAGUUCUGGAGAGAAACCCAGAGCUGGAUUUCAGUGACAAGGUGGAUCUGGAUGGACUGGUGAAGGAAGCUUUUAACGAUUUCCAGAAAGAUCGCAGUCGCUUUGAAGGGAUUGAAAAACAGGAUGACAUGCAGGCAUUCUACAACACCCCACCUUUAGGCAAAAGGGGUACCUCCAGCUACCUGACCAAGGGAGUUAUGACCCAGCUGCUACAAGGAGACGUCAGGCCCUGCAAAGAUGACCCAUGUUCUGUUAGCUAAACAUACAGCGCUCAAAGGCUUGGACUCUGACCUCUCAGGCUUGGUUAUAUAGAUUCCCACAAUAAUCCUUUAUGUUUGUUCUAGGGUUUUGAAAAAAAAACAAUUCUUUCUUCUUUUGUAUUUUUUUAGAAGCCAGCUUCAAAAGUUCUGCAUGUGAGCCUCUGAGCUAAUAAUAUGUAGGACUCUGCUAAUGAACAAGGCUCAGAUGUAACAGUUCAAGCUGUGCAAUAAAUCCCAUUUGCAUGUGUCAGCAGCUGCUAUGGAGCAGCUGAAAGUACGAAACUCAGCAUGAGAAUUGUGGGUCUUACAUUGGUGCUUCGGGCACUCAGGAGCCUUGAACAUGUGUCACUUAUCACCUAAACCAGAAAGCACUUGAAUCAAAUUUUGUUUCGUACAAUUUAUAACAAAUGUUGAUAUCCUCAUAAAAAAAAAUAAAGAAAUUUGUAGACUUUUGUCUUUCGGUGAUUCAGACAUUUGUUUGGCAGAGAUCCUCUGCACAUGAUAAGAAAUAGACUGUUUUUGUAACUUAUUCAGUAUACAGUAUGUAAAUCUGCUCUGAAUAUAGAUAUAUAUGUUUAGUUAUUGUUUGAAUUUGUAGUGUAUUGUACUGACUUCCUGUUUGAGGAACAUUGUAUUCUCUCUUAUGCAGACUCUGUCAGUAGCUCCUGUUUGCUGUAAACACUGUGAGAGAUUUUCUGAAUGUAAUUGGAUAUAAAAUACCUUUUAGUGGUCUUUGUGGGCGGCGGCACCCUGUGUGACAUUGACUUCUGCUAAUUCAAAGUCCUGGGAGAGGAUACCCUUCAUACUCUGAUGUUUUGGUGACAAGGUUGCUUCCAACUUUCGGUCGGAGUGAUUAAAGGCUGCUGACUUUGUCCCAUUUUGUACUCUGUUUCCUUGAAUGUUAUCACUAUGACUCGACCCAACUUGUCACGGUACAGAAGUGCAUGUUUCUGAGUUAUGUUUUCCUCUGGCUGUUUUAAAAGAGUAUUUUUUUCUUAGAAAAUAAAGUUAGACUGGAAAAUAUGAA